AGCAGCUACGUAAGCUUGACACUCCAUUCCAGAAUCAGGGGGCAGAGGGGAGGGGAAUCGGAAUGGAGCUCUCGCCGUCUCCGUCGCCGGAGGGGAGGUGGGACGAUCUCCCCGACGACAUAGCCAUCGCCGUCGCCUCCCGCCUCCAGGAGGCCGACGUGUGCGCUCUCGGCGGAUGCUCCCGGUCCUGGCGCCGCGCCUGCGACGCAAACUUCGUGUGGGAGGGCCUCUUCCGCCGCCGCUGGCCGGCCACCGCGGCCGCCAUGGCGGCCGGAGGGGCAGGGGCUUCCCGCGCGCAGGGAUGGAAAGCUCUCUACGUCAACAACCAUGGAAGAACUGCUGUGGCUAUCUCUAGAGUGGUUGAAUUUGUGGAGAGCAGCACACACAACGGGUCGCUUGAAGCUGAAUGUUAUCUGAAGGCUAUGUCUGAUUUGGCAUUGAUGAAGGAUAUAGGCUUUGUCAAUGUCCAGUUUUUCUUGCUUUCAAGAAAUCGCAGUGCGAUAAUAAAUCUUAUUGGAUUGCAUUACUCCAUUGCAUAUUUGCAUAUACUGCCCAGUGAAGUGGAUAAAGCACUUCAAGCUUGCAAGGUAGCAGAGAGGAAGGUGUGUGUGAGCUUGCUCAAGCUUGGUAGGUGGUUCUAUGGUUUUAGGCUGCCCGAUGACUAUGAGUCGUACAAGAAUUCACUGAGUUGGCUCACCAGUGACGACGGGGCAAAAGUUCUAAUCAUUCUCAACCGUGGUGCUGUUCAUGAGGUAUUUCGUCUCCAGGUCAGUUUAGUGGGUACAAAUAACUGAACUUAUAGGAUGCAAACAUCUGUUCUUGGCUUGCUGGGCCUUUUGUAAAUAUGCCCAUCUUUUUGUAUCUUAAUGCCCUCGUGGCACUGUUGUGAUGUAAAUGGAACAAUGGAAAUGGGGAGGUACCAAACUAUGUAUACUGUUACUGUAUAGUCCGAUAUGCAUAAAUAAUAAAGUCACAUGAUGUGUAAUUUAGUGCA
This is a messenger RNA of Hordeum vulgare subsp. vulgare (domesticated barley), 994 nucleotides long. RefSeq lists its product as uncharacterized. NCBI's taxonomy places the organism in Eukaryota, Viridiplantae, Streptophyta, Magnoliopsida, Poales, Poaceae. The record is from RefSeq and is a predicted model, not a curated record. Gene Ontology annotation, molecular function: protein binding. The transcript has 4 exons. Bases 63 to 794 code for a protein of 243 amino acids. Gene Ontology annotation, cellular component: SCF ubiquitin ligase complex. Gene Ontology annotation, biological process: SCF-dependent proteasomal ubiquitin-dependent protein catabolic process; protein polyubiquitination.